Pantherophis guttatus is the source of this 2650-nucleotide messenger RNA. Lineage: Eukaryota; Metazoa; Chordata; Lepidosauria; Squamata; Colubridae. The record is from RefSeq and is a predicted model, not a curated record.
UAAUAGUGUCACUCAACUAUUUGCCAAACUGAUGAUUUGUAAGAUAUCCAUACAACUUUUUUCUUUUAUUCGGAAUAUAAUAUUGAAUGCUUCAGCACUGUUUUUUCUAAAGAGGCCAGGGAAGAGGAAAUUAAAAUAAUCCCUGCAACAAGUGCAAAGAAUUGUGAUGAUGAAAAAAAAUAAUUAGAACAGCAGAAGAGGUUUAACUUUCUACCAAGGAGCCAUCUGUUCUAUUAGGGAGAUUUGCAGGUGCCUUUUCCACCCAGCAGAAUUAAAGUGAUACAAUGGAUUACAACAUUCAUUUAUAGAAGUGUCAAUGAGAUGCAAAGGAAAGUGUUUCUGGGAAAUAUAUACAAUGAUGAUAACAAUAACAACAAUAAUAAUUCAAAUUAUAAGCAGAAGUCACUAUAGGCUCUUUCCUCAAUUGGACUCAUGCUUCCAAGGUACAAGAAAUCUUAAUUGUCCUUGGACAAAACAUUAGAUACAAUCAUGAACAUGAGGUGGUCUAAAUGAACUGUAUCCUGUAUUGUUAUGUUGGUUACAGUUGGUGCAAUGAUACCUUGCUGUUUCCUGAUACACUGCAUUACCCUAUUUCUUUUAAAUAAGACUCCAUCUACCAUGCAGAUCAAUAUUUGAAAACUGCUGUACAAGAUUGAAUAACUGCAUUUGUGGGCCUAUAGAUACCAGCAAGUUGGUUGAAAGUACCACUAUUAUACUUGUAACUACCUGCUCUAUCCCUUUUCCUCCAGAUCUAAGUUCCUAGGAGACAGAGUGUGGUCAUGUCAUCAGCUGACUUCCUGUACCAAGAUAACUUUACUGAAUACUUUGGAGAUUAUGGGGAAGAUGAGCCACUUCAGGCCCAGGCCCACCUCAGUCAUGCACAAAUUGCUUCUCUUGUGCUACAGAUGAUGGCUUUUCUCUUAGGAGUACCUGGCAAUGCAAUAGUUAUUUGGAUCAUGGGCUUCAAAUGGAAUAAGACAGUUACAUCCAUCUGGUUCCUCAACUUGGCAAUUGCAGACUUAAUAUUUGUUUUGUUCUUGCCCCUAUAUAUUGCAUACAUCAUCAUGGGCUUCCACUGGCCUUUUGGGAAAUGGCUGUGCAAAGCAAAUACUUUUAUUGCCUUGCUCAACAUGUUUGCCAGUGUCUUCUUCCUGACAGCAAUCAACCUUGAUCGUUAUGUCCAUCUGAUCCACCCUGCCUUCUCCUAUAGGCAUCGGACACUUGGGAAUGCCUAUAUCCUAGUUUUACUCAUUUGGAUUUUGGCUACAGUUCUUGGAAGCCCAGCACUGUAUUUCAAAGACACAUUUAUAUUACCCCAAAAUGUCACCAUAUGCUAUUACAACUUUCACCAAGAUUUGGAUAUUAUUGUAUUCAGACACCAUACACUUACAUGGAUAAAGUUCAUUUGUGGCUAUCUCUUUCCACUCUUAACUAUGAUUGUUUGUUAUUCCUUUCUGUUCAGUCAGGUUAAAAAAAGUACAGUAUUAACCUCCAGCAGGCUCUUCUGGACUAUCCUUGCGGUGGUGGUGGGUUUUUUUAUUUGCUGGACCCCAUAUCAAAUAUUUAGCAUUCUGGAACUGUCAGCUCAUCAUAACACCUCUUUGCAUGAUUUGCUUGAAAAUGCCAUGCCUCUUUCGAUUGGCUUUGCCUUCAUUAAUAGUUGCCUGAACCCUAUCCUUUAUGUCCUUCUCAGUAAGAAGCUUCCAUCCUGCUUUAGUGUGACAUUCUCAGAGUUGGCCAAGCACACCCUGUGGGAAGUCAGCCGAUCUGCUACAGCGAGCGAUCAUGGUCAGAAUUCCCUGAGUCUGCAGUUGACUGAAGUCCCAGUGAUAGAACACCCUCUGGAGGAAAUUUUGCAGUGACUGCAUCCCUCUUUGUAAACUAAAUUCAAUUUAGCACUAGAUUAACAUACAGUAUGAUUGGAUAUAAAUAAGCACUUAUAAGUAGAUAAGCUUUUUACAAAUUCUGUUAAAAUCUCUCAUUCUUGACAGAGCUCUGAGAGCAUAGAUGACUCUUUUGAUUCCUGCCUCAACUCUUAUCAGUCAAAUAGGGAUGAACAUUGAUGCAGCUUAGAACAAUGUAAAUGUAUGGCUAAAGGCUUCUGCAAUUAGACUUUUUCAUUAAUUAUCCUUUAGGAGUUAUAGGGGAGUAAUUUCAGACUGGAAAAGCAGAGCAAUAUAGAAUAAUCUUUGCUUCUCUAUCAGUUUCAACUUUGUGAACUUUUCUAGGCUGAGGUUAAAAAUGUUAGCAAGAGAAGCACAUCAAGAAGAAAAAAGACAUUUUAUAAAAACAUAAGAUUUUGAAGUACAUUCUGAAUCAUAGUAUUGCCUUAUUUUUAUCAUUCCUCAAAAAUAAAAAAGGUAUCAGUGGGGAACUCGGGGCAGACUAAUAGUCCUGUGGUAUAUAUGUAUGAGGAAGUGUUAUGAUAAAUAUUGUCUCUUAUGCUAUCUAAAAUGCACUGUGUUGCAAUAUUUAUACAUAUGGUAUGGUACUACAUUAUAGUACUAUAGUAACAGAAUACUCUAUUUACCAUGCUUGUAAUACCAAUGAAAAUGUACAAUGUAAGCACAAUUUGAUCUCUUUUUUUGUUACUGUUGCCUGGAUAUAGGCAUUUACAUAUAUUAAAGCACUUUUCUGUUAUUGCUUUCAA